Trichoderma citrinoviride is the source of this 837-nucleotide messenger RNA. RefSeq lists its product as hypothetical. Lineage: Eukaryota; Fungi; Ascomycota; Sordariomycetes; Hypocreales; Hypocreaceae. Gene Ontology annotation, biological process: mycotoxin biosynthetic process. The transcript has 2 exons. The record is from RefSeq and is a predicted model, not a curated record. The coding region runs from base 1 to 837 and encodes 278 amino acids.
AUGGAAAUGCAGAGAGACAGAGAUGACAGCUCUCUUGAAGAGUCUGAUCCCUUCUUAGGUGCCUCAUUACACUCAAAGGGAGAGUCACAAAGCCAAAGACGGCGGCGCGAUAUGCUCUUAUGGUCUCUAAUCCUGCUGCUUGGGAUCUCUCUGGGCUCUCAUGUCCUGACGUACCUCUACAUCCACAGAGCCUCAUACCUUGACGCUGCCUGCGUGCGGCAUACGCAACAGAACCCUACUCCCAUUGAUAUCCCAAUUCACUACCGCUCUGUUCUUUAUGAUGGGACAUUUCUCGCCAACUCAACCUCCGUCUUCCGUCUGCCUCCCUCACCAGAGGUAGACGCAGCAUGGGAAGGUCUCGGCACAACCUCAAAGCCUCUCGUCUUGUCCAGGCCCCAAGCAAUCCGUGCUGGCAUUAGUCCAGACCAUCUCAAAACCCCGUCGGGCGACUUUCCAGUCCUGUUCGAGUUCAACCACCACCUGCACUGCCUCAACAUGAUCCGCAAGGCCGUCUUCUUCAACUACGACUACUACUCCAGCCCCGACUACCCAGGCCACCACCUUGGCAAGGACGACCAGACCAUUUUCAAACACGUAACGCACUGCAUCGACAUGCUUCGGCAAGUCAUCCAGUGUAAGCCCGACUUGGGGGUGUUCGGACAGUAUUGGGUAAAGGACCCGGCUCAGGGAGUGGAUGGAUCUUUUGUCGACUUCAACACGCACCACAAGUGCAUCGACUGGGAGCCAGUCAGAGAGUGGGUUCGGGCACACCAGACGCUCGAGGACCUGGUGGUGGAAUUGCAAGAGGGUGACAAGAUUCUUGAUAUUGCGCCGUAG